Acytostelium subglobosum LB1 is the source of this 1326-nucleotide messenger RNA. RefSeq lists its product as hypothetical. The transcript is spliced from 2 exons. NCBI's taxonomy places the organism in Eukaryota, Evosea, Eumycetozoa, Acytosteliales, Acytosteliaceae. Gene Ontology annotation, biological process: protein O-linked glycosylation via mannose. Bases 1 to 1326 code for a protein of 441 amino acids. Gene Ontology annotation, molecular function: glucuronosyltransferase activity; xylosyltransferase activity. The record is from RefSeq and is a predicted model, not a curated record.
AUGCACAGCCUAUCUCGAUUCAAAGGAAGACACAUCCAGCUGGCAUUGCUUGUGGUCAUGUUGCUGUGCACCGUGCUCGUGUAUGUGCCAUCGCUGGAUCAUAGCUCCUUCGAGCCAAGUGAUGUGACUGGUGAGCCCGUGGCCUCGAUCGAGCAGCAGCAGAAAUCACACGCAGAGGCGGCCGACCGCGUGCUGCAACAGAGCAACCCGGUUGCCUCUUCUUACUCACCUGGUCAGAACAACCCGCACGAGCGGGCACCUCAGCUACACUCACGGCCACGCCACGGCAUCAGCGCACGCAUCAUCAACACCAACACGCGCGAAGAGAGGGCCAAGCAGCAGCUCAAGCGCAAGCCGAGAGAUGAGUUCUUCCACGGCCUGGCGGCCACGUUCAAGACGCAGCCAUUCUAUCACAGCGCCACAAAGGUCAAGAAGCUGGAAUACUUUGUGACGAUCGUCACCCAGUCGUCGGUCGAUCGAUUGGACAAGAUCGCGCUAAUGGCCGACCGUUGGCGCGCGCCAAUCUCAGUGGCGUUGUUGAUUCGCGACGCCAAUGUCGACCUGCCCAAGCUCGACAAGAUACUGGCCAACAACACAUUGCUGCGCGAGUUUGCCGACAUUCACUUGUUUCACGCCAACAAGACUCGCUACCCAGUGAACAAUCUGCGCAAUCUGGCCAUCACCAGCUCGCGCACAGACUUUGUGCUACUGAUGGAUGCCGACUUUAUCAUCCCGGCUGGCACACACGACUAUCUGAUACCGUACAUACAUGCGGCACAGAGCAAUGAGGACAAGGUUGCCUUUGUCUUCCCAGCAUUCUCAUCAUCAUACGAACCCAGUCUACUGCCAAACGACAAGGCAUCAUUACUGGAACUUAUUCAAAAGGGUUUGGUCUCGCCAUCAAACUUGGAAAAUUGCCCAAAGUGCCACUCACCAACCAAUUACGAACGUUGGUAUAAGGAGAGUAAGGCCUAUCAAUUGGAUUACAGAUGGAUAUACGAGCCAUACUUGCUGUUCAACCGCUCGCAGACCGAGCUGUUUGACGAGCGCUUCAAGGGCUACGGCUUUGACAAGAACUCGCAGGUGUUCGCAAUGGCUGUCAUGGGCUUCAAGUUCCUCGUGCAACCUGAUUCAUAUAUCAUUCACAUCAAUCACGAGCAGUCCAAAUGGGAUGGCGAGGAGGACAUUGUCGAGCAGCAGUGGGAUGCACUGCGGGUGCUCUGCGACUUGAUACCCAGUGUCAAGCAACGAUAUGGCUACGAGAUCACCACAAGAGUGUUCGAUGAGCCACUACCAUUCGAAUGCUAUUCCGAUCAGCAUUGGUAG